AUCCAGUCUAGGAUCCUCACACCAGCUACUUGCAAGGGAGAAGGAAAAGGCCAGUAAGGCCUGGGCCAGGAGAGUCCCGACAGGAGUGUCAGGUUUCAAUCUCAGCACCAGCCACUCAGAGCAGGGCACGAUGUUGGGGGCCCGCCUCAGGCUCUGGGUCUGUGCCUUGUGCAGCGUCUGCAGCAUGAGCGUCCUCAGAGCCUAUCCCAAUGCCUCCCCACUGCUCGGCUCCAGCUGGGGUGGCCUGAUCCACCUGUACACAGCCACAGCCAGGAACAGCUACCACCUGCAGAUCCACAAGAAUGGCCAUGUGGAUGGCGCACCCCAUCAGACCAUCUACAGUGCCCUGAUGAUCAGAUCAGAGGAUGCUGGCUUUGUGGUGAUUACAGGUGUGAUGAGCAGAAGAUACCUCUGCAUGGAUUUCAGAGGCAACAUUUUUGGAUCACACUAUUUCGACCCGGAGAACUGCAGGUUCCAACACCAGACGCUGGAAAACGGGUACGACGUCUACCACUCUCCUCAGUAUCACUUCCUGGUCAGUCUGGGCCGGGCGAAGAGAGCCUUCCUGCCAGGCAUGAACCCACCCCCGUACUCCCAGUUCCUGUCCCGGAGGAACGAGAUCCCCCUAAUUCACUUCAACACCCCCAUACCACGGCGGCACACCCGGAGCGCCGAGGACGACUCGGAGCGGGACCCCCUGAACGUGCUGAAGCCCCGGGCCCGGAUGACCCCGGCCCCGGCCUCCUGUUCACAGGAGCUCCCGAGCGCCGAGGACAACAGCCCGAUGGCCAGUGACCCAUUAGGGGUGGUCAGGGGCGGUCGAGUGAACACGCACGCUGGGGGAACGGGCCCGGAAGGCUGCCGCCCCUUCGCCAAGUUCAUCUAGGGUCGCUGGAAGGGCACCCUCUUUAACCCAUCCCUCAGCAAACGCAGCUCUUCCCAAGGACCAGGUCCCUUGACGUUCCGAGGAUGGGAAAGGUGACAGGGGCAUGUAUGGAAUUUGCUGCUUCUCUGGGGUCCCUUCCACAGGAGGUCCUGUGAGAACCAACCUUUGAGGCCCAAGUCAUGGGGUUUCACCGCCUUCCUCACUCCAUAUAGAACACCUUUCCCAAUAGGAAACCCCAACAGGUAAACUAGAAAUUUCCCCUUCAUGAAGGUAGAGAGAAGGGGUCUCUCCCAACAUAUUUCUCUUCCUUGUGCCUCUCCUCUUUAUCACUUUUAAGCAUAAAAAAAAAAAAAAAAAAAAAAAAAAAAAAAAGCAGUGGGUUCCUGAGCUCAAGACUUUGAAGGUGUAGGGAAGAGGAAAUCGGAGAUCCCAGAAGCUUCUCCACUGCCCUAUGCAUUUAUGUUAGAUGCCCCGAUCCCACUGGCAUUUGAGUGUGCAAACCUUGACAUUAACAGCUGAAUGGGGCAAGUUGAUGAAAACACUACUUUCAAGCCUUCGUUCUUCCUUGAGCAUCUCUGGGGAAGAGCUGUCAAAAGACUGGUGGUAGGCUGGUGAAAACUUGACAGCUAGACUUGAUGCUUGCUGAAAUGAGGCAGGAAUCAUAAUAGAAAACUCAGCCUCCCUACAGGGUGAGCACCUUCUGUCUCGCUGUCUCCCUCUGUGCAGCCACAGCCAGAGGGCCCAGAAUGGCCCCACUCUGUUCCCAAGCAGUUCAUGAUACAGCCUCACCUUUUGGCCCCAUCUCUGGUUUUUGAAAAUUUGGUCUAAGGAAUAAAUAGCUUUUACACUGGCUCACGAAAAUCUGCCCUGCUAGAAUUUGCUUUUCAAAAUGGAAAUAAAUUCCAACUCUCCUAAGAGGCAUUUAAUUAAGGCUCUACUUCCAGGUUGAGUAGGAAUCCAUUCUGAACAAACUACAAAAAUGUGACUGGGAAGGGGGCUUUGAGAGACUGGGACUGCUCUGGGUUAGGUUUUCUGUGGACUGAAAAAUCGUGUCCUUUUCUCUAAAUGAAGUGGCAUCAAGGACUCAGGGGGAAAGAAAUCAGGGGACAUGUUAUAGAAGUUAUGAAAAGACAACCACAUGGUCAGGCUCUUGUCUGUGGUCUCUAGGGCUCUGCAGCAGCAGUGGCUCUUCGAUUAGUUAAAACUCUCCUAGGCUGACACAUCUGGGUCUCAAUCCCCUUGGAAAUUCUUGGUGCAUUAAAUGAAGCCUUACCCCAUUACUGCGGUUCUUCCUGUAAGGGGGCUCCAUUUUCCUCCCUCUCUUUAAAUGACCACCUAAAGGACAGUAUAUUAACAAGCAAAGUCGAUUCAACAACAGCUUCUUCCCAGUCACUUUUUUUUUUCUCACUGCCAUCACAUACUAACCUUAUACUUUGAUCUAUUCUUUUUGGUUAUGAGAGAAAUGUUGGGCAACUGUUUUUACCUGAUGGUUUUAAGCUGAACUUGAAGGACUGGUUCCUAUUCUGAAACAGUAAAACUAUGUAUAAUAGUAUAUAGCCAUGCAUGGCAAAUAUUUUAAUAUUUCUGUUUUCAUUUCCUGUUGGAAAUAUUAUCCUGCAUAAUAGCUAUUGGAGGCUCCUCAGUGAAAGAUCCCAAAAGGAUUUUGGUGGAAAACUAGUUGUAAUCUCACAAACUCAACACUACCAUCAGGGGUUUUCUUUAUGGCAAAGCCAAAAUAGCUCCUACAAUUUCUUAUAUCCCUCGUCAUGUGGCAGUAUUUAUUUAUUUAUUUGGAAGUUUGCCUAUCCUUCUAUAUUUAUAGAUAUUUAUAAAAAUGUAACCCCUUUUUCCUUUCUUCUGUUUAAAAUAAAAAUAAAAUUUAUCUCAGCUUCUGUUAGCUUAUCCUCUUUGUAGUACUACUUAAAAGCAUGUCGGAAUAUAAGAAUAAAAAGGAUUAUGGGAGGGGAACAUUAGGGAAAUCCAGAGAAGGCAAAAUUGAAAAAAAGAUUUUAGAAUUUUAAAAUUUUCAAAGAUUUCUUCCAUUCAUAAGGAGACUCAAUGAUUUUAAUUGAUCUAGACAGAAUUAUUUAAGUUUUAUCAAUAUUGGAUUUCUGGU
Molecule: messenger RNA, 3002 nt
Organism: Homo sapiens (human)
Lineage: Eukaryota; Metazoa; Chordata; Mammalia; Primates; Hominidae
Gene: FGF23
Product: fibroblast growth factor 23
Exons: 3
Coding region: 131-886 (251 amino acids)
Biological process (GO): positive regulation of DNA-templated transcription; ERK1 and ERK2 cascade; cellular response to interleukin-6
Cellular component (GO): extracellular region
Molecular function (GO): fibroblast growth factor receptor binding; type 1 fibroblast growth factor receptor binding; growth factor activity
Source: RefSeq, marked reviewed